This is a messenger RNA of Bubalus bubalis (water buffalo), 4575 nucleotides long. RefSeq names its product kinesin family member 6 (gene KIF6). The record is from RefSeq and is a predicted model, not a curated record. Gene Ontology annotation, molecular function: microtubule binding; microtubule motor activity; ATP binding. NCBI's taxonomy places the organism in Eukaryota, Metazoa, Chordata, Mammalia, Artiodactyla, Bovidae. Gene Ontology annotation, biological process: microtubule-based movement. The transcript is spliced from 21 exons. Bases 113 to 2518 code for a protein of 801 amino acids.
GUCCCUAGUUACUGUUGCCAAGGCUACGGCUUGCCUGAGGCGGCUGGAGUCAGAAGUUUUGGGAGCCAGCGCCUGAGAGAGGUCAAGGGUCAGUGCAAGAGCCGAGGAGGAGAUGGUGAAGCAGACGAUCCAAAUUUUCGCCAGGGUGAAGCCCACUGUCCGGAAGCAGCAACAAGGGAUUUAUUCCAUAGAUGAAGAUGAAAAAUUAACACCGAGCUUGGAAAUCAUCUUACCUCGUGAUUUGGCAGAUGGAUUUGUGAAUAAUAAGCGAGAAAGCUACAGAUUUAAAUUUCAAAGGAUUUUUGAUCAGGAUGCAAAGCAGGAGACCAUUUUUGAAAACAUUGCCAAACCAGUUGCUGAGAGCGUCCUGGCAGGUUACAAUGGUACCAUCUUUGCAUAUGGACAAACAGGCAGCGGUAAGACGUUCACCAUCACGGGCGGGGCGGAGCGCUACAGCGACAGAGGCAUCAUCCCAAGGACACUGUCAUACAUUUUUGAGCAAUUACAAAAGGACAGCAGCAAAAUAUAUACAACGCACAUUUCCUAUUUGGAAAUCUACAAUGAAUGUGGUUAUGAUCUGUUGGAUCCAAGACAUGAAGCCUCCAGUUUGGAAGAUUUGCCGAAAGUGACAGUCCUGGAGGACCCUGAUCAGAAUAUCCACCUGAAAAAUUUGUCUCUUCAUCAGGCGACCACAGAGGAAGAAGCUCUGAAUCUGCUUUUCUUGGGUGACACCAACAGAAUGAUUGCAGAGACUCCUAUGAACCAAGCUUCAACCCGUUCUCACUGCAUUUUCACCAUUCACCUGUCAAGCAAGGAACCAGGAUCUGCAACCGUGAGACACGCCAAGCUGCAUUUGGUGGACCUGGCUGGUUCAGAGCGGGUUGCCAAGACUGGAGUCGGAGGCCAGCUUCUGACAGAGGCCAAGUAUAUCAACUUGUCGCUGCAUUACUUAGAACAGGUUAUCAUCGCCCUCUCAGAAAAGCACCGCUCGCACAUUCCGUAUCGGAACUCCAUGAUGACCAGCGUCCUGAGAGACAGCCUGGGAGGGAACUGCAUGACGACCAUGAUCGCCACGCUGUCUUUAGAGAAAAGGAAUAUAGACGAGUCUAUAUCUACCUGCAGAUUUGCACAACGAGUGGCACUCAUAAAGAACGAAGCCAUUCUCAAUGAAGAAAUCGAUCCCAAAUUGAUGAUUAUACGCCUACAAAAGGAAAUCCAGGAACUGAAGGAUGAACUGGCCAUUGUCACUGGGGAGCAGAGGACAGAGGCACUCACAGAAGCAGAGCUCCUUCAGCUGGAAAAACUAAUAACAUCCUUUUUGGAAGACCAGGAUCCAGAGAGUAAACUAGAGGUUGGCACUGAUAUGCGUAAAAUUCAUCACUGUUUCCAUUAUUUAAAGAAACUGCUGAAUGACAAGAAGAUCCACAGACAGAGCACAGCCCCCUCCGAAAACAAAGAUCAAAACUGCCAAGAACCAUUGAAAGAGGAAGAGUAUAAAAAGCUACGUGAUAUUCUACAGCAGAGGGACAAUGAAAUCAAUAUUUUGGUAAAUAUGUUAAAGAAGGAGAAGAAGAAAGCUCAGGAUGCUCUCCACCUCUCCAGCGUGGACAGAAGUCAACUGAGUCAUGGCCAGAGCGCCCCCUUCCCACCUGGGAACCUGGACGGUCCGAAGACAUUGCCACUCUCAGCUCCCACUCCGGCCCUGGACUCCAGCACCUCUCCAUACAGAUCCAGUUUGCUCCACAGAAAAACAGGGAUGAGAGAGGAAAUGUCGUUAGGACGCCAGGAGGCUUUUGAGAUUUUCAAGAGGGACCAUGCUGACAGCGUUACCAUCGAAGACAACAAACAGAUUCUGAAGCAGAGAUUUGCUGAAGCUAAGGCCCUGGGAGAAAGCAUAAACGAAGCAAGAAGUAAAAUUGGUUGCCUGAAGGAGGAAAUCACCCAGCGGCACAUGCAGCAGGUGGCUCUAGGUAUCUCAGAAAACAUCCCCGUGCCCUCGGUGCCAGACCAGCUGGAAGAGAAGCUGCGAUCACAGCUGGAGGAAGAGAAGAGAAGAUACAAAACGAUGUUCGCACGCCUGAAGGCCCUGAAGGUGGAGAUAGAGCAUUUGCAGUUGCUCAUGGACAAAGCCAAGGUGAAACUGCAGAAAGAGUUUGAAGCCUGGUGGGCCAAGGAGGCAACCAGCCUGCAGCAGGUAAACUCCUUAGCAGUGACUCCAUCGAAUCACAUGAAGCCCUUUCCCCAGAUGUCAGAAGCCCAGCACGAAAGGUCCCAGCCUCUCUCUAACAAAAGCGAUGUGUACGCCAGGAAGAUCCUGCCCUCGCCUGGCCCCCUCCUGCACAGCCAGGAACAGAGCAGCCCUGGUGCCCCCAUGGAGGACAGGUUUCCAGUAAGCUCCCCGGUGCAUUGUGGCAGCAAGAACGGACUCCAGAAGAAGGGCUCAGCUCCAGCAGCGAUCUGUGGACUGCUGGAAGCAACUAGUGACCUGGAUCCCAGUUGGGAGGCUGUGUUUCUUUAAGGAUGGAGCCCUGGAUGCUGCCAGUGGGGCUGGGCCAGGCUCACGGUGCUGUCCUUGUUGUGGGUGCUGGAGCUGUGGGCAGCCAGGCAGCGCCGGGUUCUAGGGGUGGAACGAGUGCUUUAGCUCACCCUUGCUGUGGUCUUACACAUAGACGACUACAAGCCUUUGAGAUCAUGAAACAGUACCAUCCUAGCACAGUGGCAGGGAAGCUCAUACUGGUAGAAGGAGGCGGAAAUGAUAAUGGGCUAUCUUUAGCUAUGGGGUUGGCCAAAAAGUUCAUAUGGGUUUUUCUGUAUCAUACAGGAAAAUUGCAAAUGAACUUCUCUGCCAACCCAAUAUUUUCCCGCCACUCCCCUGCCGCAGCCCCUGGGUGAGACGCCCAGGAAUGGCUGGGGCAGUCACACAGCAGGUCAGACCAUAGGCAAGGCAGUGGAGAGCAGCAGGGCAUCCAGAUGGCCAGCCCUGCCCUCCCAGGCCAGACCCUGCACCACCACUCUCAUGGUCCAGAUGACCCACGGGCAACACCUGAAUCAGCUGCGUCUCCCGGGAGCCACCCCUACGGCAGCACCCAGAGGGCAGUGGAUGGCUCCCGGGAGCUCUGCUGAGAACCGAGAGGGGCGGUGUGGGCACCUUGGGCCUCACCUUCACCCCAUGCCUCUGGACUCAGCAGGGUUUGGGCCAAUUCUCCCCGCUCCCACGGAGGAUCAUAUCUCAGGGAGUCCUCUCAGCACUUCAGGCUCAGGGCCAGUGGAGGGUGGGCCACCCCUUAGAGGCCCUUGAGGGGACUGCCACCCGCCUCAGGACACUGGCAGUAGGUCCAAGCCAGCUGCAGCGGGGUGGACGGGGGAAAGGGGAGGGACCCUGGAAAUGCAGCUAACCGAAUAAAAGCGCUUGUCCACUGCCCUGUCACCUCUGGCCCAUGAGUCGCCCAGGGGAGGGAGCAGAGAGAGAGUACGGCAUAGUCAGUUUCCCCACACCCCCUCCCGACCCUUUCAGGUCUGGGUAACAGGAUCAUGCAAGAGAAGCUAGGUGAUUACAUUUCAAAGCUAGACAGAGCUCCUCUGACCCACACCCUUGUUUAUAACAUUAGAAAACUGAAGUGGGGGGAGCUUCCCUGGUGGCUCAGUGGUAAAGAAUCCACCUGCCAAUGCAGGAGACACAGGUUCCAUCCAUCCCUGGUCCAGGAAGAUCCCACAUGCCAAGGAGCCGCUAAGCCCGCAAGCCACAGCUCUUGAGCCUGUGCUCUAGAGCCCAGAGCUGCAGCUACUGAAGCCCCUGCGCCCCACGACAAGAGGAGCCACCGCAGUGAGGAGCCCCAGCACCGCAACUAGAGAGCAGCCCCGGCUCCUUGCAACUAGAGAAGUCCACGUAGCAACAAAGAGCCAGCACAGCCAAAAAUAAAUGAAUAAAAUUAUUUUAAAAAAAGAAAGAAAAAUGAAGUGAAAGGGAGGUCCUGGUUGUUAAUUAUACAGCCAGUUAGCGGCAGAGGUCCCCUCCACAGGCAGCUUUCCCUGAUCACGCCCACUAGAGGGACACCCCCACCCUGGUCACCCUCUACCCCGUCACUCUGUUAUCUUUUCAUCGCUACCUGACAGAUCUCAGAUCUUUAUUUGCUUUUCUUUUUUCCCCUUUAUUGGCCAUGGUGCACGUCUUGUGGGAUCUCAGUUCCCCAACAAGGAUUUGAACCCAGGUCCUCGGCAUUGACAGCAAGCCGUCCACUGGCCUGCCAGAGAAUCCCCUGCUUGCUUCUUCUCUAAUGGCCUUCAGAGCCCACCACCGCCAAGCCUAAAAGCCCCACAACAACAAGGGAUUGCUUGUCCUGCCCAUCACUGUGUCCCCAGCAAUAUGUCCUUAGUUCACGAGUGGCAGAGUCAGAGCCACGCUCCUGCUUCUUGGGCCCCCGUGACCUCCCCUGGGCCCACUGGGCAACCUGGCCCCCACGUGGCAUGUAGCAAAUCCUUGGGAAAGUCCACGGAACCAGUGAGGGGGGCACAAAUUGCCCUCACAGCCUGAUUCUAGAAGCCUGCCCAGGAGCCCGCAGGACACAAACACGCUCU